CACCCAAUUUUUAUUUUCUCUGUGUUUCUCGGAAAACACUUAGCCAAACUCUAAACCUUCGACGAUUGAGCUCAGACAAAGAGGAGUACGAUCAUCAAUGCUCCGAUUCGACCUGCUCGCUUCUUAGCGCUUUGAUCCAAUUUGUGUGUUUUUGUUCAAUCUUUUGAGUUGGUUGUGUUGGAAGCGGAGAUCUCGAAGAUGAAGCAACAUAAGCAGAAGCAGCUCCUAUGUUUUCUUCUUCAAUGGUUGCUUCUCUCCAUCCCCUUUUGCUGCAAGGCUCGAUUCGUUGUGGAGAAGAACAGCUUGUCCGUGACGUCGCCGGACAGCAUCAAGGGGACUCACGACAGUGCAAUUGGCAACUUCGGGAUCCCUCAGUACGGCGGAAGCAUGGCUGGUACGGUGGUUUAUCCCAAGGAGAAUCAGAAAUCGUGCAAAGAGUUCAGCGAUUUCUCAAUUUCUUUCAAGUCACAGCCGGGUGCUUUACCUACCUUCCUCUUGGUUGAUCGUGGAGAUUGUUUUUUCGCUUUGAAGGUCUGGAAUGCACAGAAAGCUGGUGCUUCUGCUGUUCUUGUGGCCGACAAUGUUGAUGAGCCUUUGAUUACAAUGGACACACCAGAAGAGGAUGUUUCGUCGGCGAAGUACAUUGAAAAUAUCACCAUUCCUUCUGCGCUUGUGACGAAAGGUUUUGGUGAAAAGUUGAAGAAAGCAAUCAGUGGAGGGGAUAUGGUCAACUUGAAUCUUGACUGGAGAGAAGCUGUUCCGCACCCUGAUGACCGUGUCGAGUAUGAACUGUGGACCAAUAGCAAUGACGAGUGCGGGGUCAAAUGUGACAUGUUGAUGGAGUUUGUGAAGGAUUUUAAGGGUGCUGCUCAGAUUCUUGAGAAAGGCGGUUACACGCAGUUUAGACCUCAUUACAUUACUUGGUAUUGUCCUCAUGCUUUCACGUUGAGUAGACAGUGCAAGUCUCAGUGUAUCAACAAGGGAAGAUACUGCGCUCCUGAUCCUGAACAGGACUUUAGCUCAGGAUACGAUGGUAAAGACGUGGUUGUAGAAAACUUGAGACAGCUUUGCGUUUACAAGGUCGCGAAUGAAACCGGGAAACCCUGGGUCUGGUGGGAUUAUGUCACUGAUUUCCAGAUCAGAUGUCCCAUGAAGGAGAAGAAAUACAACAAAGAAUGUGCUGAUUCUGUUAUCAAGUCUCUUGGAAUCGAUAGUAGAAAACUUGACAAGUGUAUAGGAGAUCCUGAUGCUGACUCGGACAAUCCAGUUCUAAAGGAAGAACAAGAUGCUCAAGUUGGUAAGGGUUCAAGGGGUGAUGUUACCAUAUUGCCUACGUUGGUUGUCAACAACAGACAGUACCGAGGGAAGUUGGAGAAGAGUGCAGUACUCAAGGCUCUAUGUUCUGGUUUUGAGGAGACAACUGAACCAGCUAUAUGCCUGAGCACAGAUAUGGAAACAAACGAAUGCCUAGAUAACAAUGGCGGUUGUUGGCAAGAUAAAUCAGCCAACCUCACUGCUUGCAAGGUAUACUGUGAUAGUUCGGAAAUUUUUUUUUUUAUAUCUAUUAAUCUGCUUAGUUUGCAGGAUACUUUUCGUGGAAAAGUAUGCGAGUGCCCAAGAGUUGAUGGAGUGCAAUUCAAAGGGGAUGGUUACAACCAUUGUGAACCGAGCGGGCCAGGGAGAUGCACAAUUAACAAUGGAGGUUGUUGGCAUGAAGAGAGAGAUGGACAUGCGUUCUCUGCUUGUGUGGAUAAGGACAGCGUUAAGUGCCAGUGUCCUCCAGGAUUCAAAGGAGACGGUGUUAAGAAGUGUGAAGACAUUAAUGAGUGCAAAGAGAAGAAAGCCUGUCAGUGCCCGGAAUGUAGCUGCAAAAACACCUGGGGAAGCUACGAGUGCUCUUGUAGUGGGGACCUUCUCUACAUGAGAGACCAUGACACGUGCAUCAGUAAGACGGGUUCACAAGUGAGAUCAGCGUGGGCGGCUGUUUGGCUUAUAAUGUUAUCAUUGGGACUUGCAGCUGGUGGGGCAUACCUCGUUUACAAAUAUAGGUUGAGGCAAUACAUGGACUCAGAGAUCAGAGCUAUAAUGGCACAGUACAUGCCACUGGACAGCCAACCCGAGGUAGCAAACCACGUGAAUGAUGAACGUGCCUGAAAGAGCGGAAUGGUCCAUCUAUUUAUUCCCUGGGAAUGAGUCAAGGUGACAUGUUCUUUUGAUUGCUGUGGCCCUUGAUCCCGGUGUUUUUUUUCCGACUCUGUGUCUGUAACUCUUUUACCAUACAGUGUACUUGCAUAAAGACAUCCGAGUGAGUUCGUGCUUUUUAAGCAAUGUAGCAUGGGACUUGGGACAUGUGUAAUAGGGAAAAUCUGUUUGUAGCUUUGGAGAAAUAGAAGCAAACAGUGUUAUAAAGUUAAUCUUUUAGUCUUAGACAAGUUCGGUUCUUUGUAUUAU
Messenger RNA from Eutrema salsugineum, 2451 nucleotides. Its product is annotated as vacuolar-sorting receptor 3. The record is from RefSeq and is a predicted model, not a curated record. NCBI's taxonomy places the organism in Eukaryota, Viridiplantae, Streptophyta, Magnoliopsida, Brassicales, Brassicaceae. The transcript is spliced from 11 exons. Gene Ontology annotation, molecular function: calcium ion binding. Bases 199 to 2154 code for a protein of 651 amino acids.